GCGCUCAACCCUUUGUUUGUUUAUUUCAUCCCAUCUACUGACUCAUCCCGCGAAUAUACCUUGUCUGCCCUUGUCUCCACCUCGCCAUGAGCGUCACCACCAGCUCCCCCAACGUCGAACCGCCUCCGCUUCUCUUCGGCCAGCGCUCCCCUUCGCCGCCUUCCUUCUCCUCGCCGCCCCAAUCACCAAAUCACAUACACCACUCCCAAACACCUCUUGCGUCUCCGCCCCCACAACCAGCCGACGACGUGGACAUGAGUGCUUCAACCACACUACCGCCUCUCGAGGGCCAAAACCACGACCGGGACAUCCCAAUGGAAGUGGAUGGAGAUGCUCUGCCGAACGGUACUGCGGGAGAGGGAACACAACCGGGAGCUUCAAUACCGACAAACGGGGUGCCCGAGGCGGCCACUGCUGAUGACGACGCUAUGGACACAACGCCGGAUGGCACACAAGAGGAACAGCUUCCCAAUGGCUCAACUGAUGCCCCGGGGGCUCUUGAGCCUCCGGUCGCUGCUCCGACACAAAAUGGCGUUGAUCAAGACGAUCCAACAUCCCAAGAACGACACUCUACCCCACCCGUUGUGAACGAAAACCUAGUACGACUAAAUUCAAAUGGCAGCUCGGUAGCAUCCGCAGUUGACCCUCCCCCACCACCAGAAGGCACCGUGGCCCCGGUUGAGCCUCCGCCUCCCAUUGCGGAUCCAAAUGCCGAACAGCCCCCACCUCCACCUGCUGAACCUCCCACCGAUGUCGCUGACUCGUCUGAUGAUGAUGAUGGUGCUCAGCCCUGGCAUCCGAUCAUUGAAGAUACAUCAGUGCCAGAUGAAGGUGAGCUGAAGGAGAUUGAGGAGGGUGGGGAGGUUAGCGCUUUAGAUCACGAGCAUUGGGAAGAGAAGACGUUCCUGCCCCUCGAGGAGACUGAGUACGUUGCUGGUCAAACUGGCCGCAUCGAUUGGGUUGUAGACAACUAUAACGGUACUAAGGAAACCCCGAACCGGGAUCUUGUCAUGAAGUCACAAAUAGUGACAGUUGGAGGAUACGAUUGGCAAAUAAAGUUCUAUCCCAAGGGCAAUGACUCGGAUUACCUGAGUAUAUAUGUCGAGUGCGUUAGCGUAGCAAAGGAGGAGGAGAAAGAGAAGACUCGAACUGACGAGACCGCGGACAAGCCCGAUGAAGCAAGUUCAGAUGAGGUGAAAGCUCCAUCUGAUGACGAGAUGGCCACAGACGAUGUUCCGGAGCCUGCUCCGCUAGCGUCUCAGCAUGCGCCUCAGCAUGCGCCUCUCCCUCUGCUCGUAGAGAAGCCCCCUCCAAAACGUCCGAGCGUCGCUGCCCAAGUUUCAGUCGUCCUAUACAACCCGACCGAACCACGAGUAAAUUAUGUCCGAACUUGCCUACAUCGAUUUUGCACUGGCUCGCCAGAUUGGGGAUGGACUCGGUAUCAUGGACCGUACUACGAGAUCCAACACAGGCAGCGUGGCCAGCGCCAAGCCUUACUUCGCGAUGAUAAGCUUGCCUUUACUAGCUACAUCCGAGUAAUUGACGACGAAACCGCGUGUCUCUGGGAACAUCACAGCCGAGAUAAUCCAUGGGACAGCUUUGCCAUGACCGGCCUUCAAGGACUAAGUCUAGGCGAGACUCAAAUCACUCCAGGUGGCAACCUUAUCUCUGCAAUCGCGUCGUGGAUGCUUUUCAAGCCCUUCCGUCAAUUUUUGUAUCAAUUCAAAGUACCAGACUCCCUCAAGGAGCCUUUCGUGCGGCCAAAGCUUCUGAUUGCGGCAUUCCAAAAAGUACUGUAUCUGCUGCGGACACAGGUCAAGCCGGGCGCUGGACCCGUUGGGCUGGAGGACAUCAUCGAUGCUCUCGAGUGGUAUGGCAUUCAGGACGGUUUCGACAAGAUGGAUGUCAUUGAAGUCUGGGAGACACUGCGGCUUAAGAUGGAGGACGAGCUGCAAGAUACCCCGUACGCAUCCGUCUUCGACGAGCUAUUCGGCAAGAAGAAAGACUAUGUUACUGGGAUCCCAAGCUACAGGGCCCCAGUGCAAAGUGCCUCUACAAUGCAAGAAGCAAUUGCCAAUUCCACCGACUUGCUGCAUCCUGGUCAGUCUCUACCACAGCUGCUGACUGUAGAGCUUGACCGACAAGCUUUCGACAAGAAUUCGCGGACGUGGCUCAAAUUGGUCAACAAGAUCACUCUGGACGACAAUAUUACCGUUCGGGGCGUGAGCUACACACUUUAUGGAAUGGUGGUACACAAGGAGAACCUCCAAUCCUACCUUUACCACCCCAUCAUCCGACCAGAAGGGCCGAAUAGCAAAUGGUACAGCUAUACGGACAGCAAAGAUGAGAACCGGGUACUUUGUCUGACAAAACGACAAGCAGUAGACGCACACGAGGGCAAAGCCGGCUCGGGGAUGAACGGAGGGAAGGACCCAGUAGCAUACAUUGCCAUGUAUGUACGGAAUGACGUAGCAGACCUCGCAUUUGACAGCAGCGGCCAAGACGAGGCCUGGGACGUGCCAGCAUGGCUUUUAGAUGAAGUCAAGAAGGCUGAAGCGACCACAGCUCCUCCGCCGCCAGCGCCAUUCGGUGGCUUACCAGCGCCACCAGCGGCACCCAAGACUGAUGCAGAGAAAGAAGUCGAGGAGAGAGAAAAGGAGGCACAAGCCACAACUCAUGAAUUUCACGUUAUUGAUUCGAGGGCAUUCAUGGAGCAUGAGGGGCCGGGAACGAUUGACGCGUACGAUCCAAAGUGGACUCCCGGAAAUUCGAAACUUGUCUACACAGUACAGCUCAAGUCCACCGACGGGUGUAAGGAGGUGCGGGAUAAGCUUGCGGCGGUAGUCCAAGACAUCAAGGAUCCCCGGCAGAUCAAAUUCUGGUUCUCGGACGCUCUACGGGGAUCAGUCUACCGACCGCAUUUGAUGGGUACUGGAAAGAUCGAGUACUCCAGCGGUAGCAACGAUCACUUCGAUGAAAAGGCAGAGGCGUGGUCGCUGAAGGACAUCGAAGACAGCUGGUCUUACUAUCGUAUCUGGAUUCACGUCCUUGACUUUGAGAGUCUGCCUGAGCUACCAGUCGAGGAGCCGCCAAAAGAACCAGAGCCCACUCAACCACCCCCAGAAGCCUCCGCUCAACCUGAAGCCCCGUCCCAACCAAGUGUUGAAGAGAUUCCACCACCGACUGAUGAGAGUGUCGCCCCGCCUGAGCCUCCUGCGGCACCCGUGCCAGAGGCCAUUCCCGAGUCGGAGGAUACGCCUAUGAGCGAGCCUGAUGAGCCCGAACCAGCGGCAGAAGAAUCGCCCGUCGCCCCGGUAGUCGAAGAAACACACCCGGACGAGGCCAUGGAAAUUGAGGCUGCUAUCCAUGCCUCUCUGACAGAAGCAACUGCCACGGAGCCGCCCGCGGUGGAAGUCGUAAUCCCUAUUCCGCCUCCGCCAACAGACACCGAAAUGGGCGGAACCGACGCACUCCCACCGCCUCCCCCACCGGCUCAGUUUACACAACCACCACCGCCUCCACCCCCAGCACCCGAUGAAAUUUACUUUUUCCUCAAGUUUUUUGACGCCGAGGCCCAAACCCUCACACCCCGGGGCUCGCACAUCGCCGUCAAAUCUGCCCGCGUGGACCAAACAAUUCUCUCGCUCCUCUCCCUUCCCCCCGACACCUCCCUCGAGCUCCACGAAGAACAAGAACUAACAACGACCCACCCCCUCCGCCUCCGCCGCUCAUUCUCUCAAAACGACCUCCACAACACCGCCAUCAUCAUCGCCACAGUCCCCCUCACCGAAGAGCAGCGCGCUGCCCUCGCCACCCGCGCCGCCUUCGCAGAGCCCCAGGCCUACCUCGUCCACCGCGCUCUAGUCCGCAACUUCCCGCACAAAGCAACCGGCCACUUCACGUUGAACUACUUCUCGGCGCAAAUGUACAAAGGCGAUCUCGUCAACGGCCAUAAGCACGGCCAUGGCACGCGCAUCUACCACACCGGUGCCGUCUACAGCGGCUCCUUCCGCCUCGGGCUGCGCCACGGCCACGGGCUGUUCACGUACCAGAAUGGCGACACCUACGACGGAGAAUGGGUCGCGGGGCAGCAGCACGGCACGGGCACGUUUGUCGAGGCGAGUAGCGGCAACACGUAUGUUGGUGGGUGGAAGAACGAUAAGCGGUUUGGGGAGGGGGUGACGCAUUGGAAAGUCGCGCAGGAGACGGAGCGGCUGUGUCGCAUCUGCUGGGAGGAUGCGGCCGAGGCGGCGUUUUAUGAUUGCGGGCACGUGGUUGCUUGUUUGAGCUGUGCGAGGCGGGUGGAUAAUUGUCCGGUCUGUAGGCGGAGGGUGCUGGCGGCGAUGAAGUUGUUUUAUGUGAGUUGAGGCUGAGGGGUAGGAUUGAGAGAGGGUUGAUUACGAUUGCGGAAGUGCAAAUUGGAGUAUACGAUCUUUUCUUUUUGUUUGGUAAAGUUGGUGCAGAGUUUCGGGGCUUUUUUGAGCAUGGGAUUUGGGAGCUGGAUGG
Messenger RNA from Mytilinidion resinicola, 4506 nucleotides. RefSeq lists its product as uncharacterized. The record is from RefSeq and is a predicted model, not a curated record. Gene Ontology annotation, biological process: protein deubiquitination. Bases 87 to 4367 code for a protein of 1426 amino acids. Lineage: Eukaryota; Fungi; Ascomycota; Dothideomycetes; Mytilinidiales; Mytilinidiaceae. The transcript has 2 exons. Gene Ontology annotation, molecular function: cysteine-type deubiquitinase activity; protein binding.